AUGGUAGUGAUAAUGCGUUAAAUAAGUUAAAUGAUAUUCAAUCUCAACUUAUUCCCCAAAAACAAGAAAAAGAACCUAUCGGACUGAUUGUACUCUUUGCAGUUAUUGAUAAAAUACUUGCAUUACCUUUAGUAGAACUUGGACCGAUUGCUAUUGAAGUCUUUGCUUUUGAAGCUACAGAAGGCGUUAAUGUUGCAGCAGCUACAUUUUUUACAAGGGCUGCUGGUGAAGUAGCAAACGAUGUACGUGAACUCACUCACAUGGAUGAGUAUUUAGAACAUGGCGAUGAAGCUAGAAAUGAAAGCAUAAAUGCACUCGAUAGGGGAGAUGUUAAUGAAGGUAUAUAUCAAAUGGAAAAAGCAAGACUUUAUAUAAAUGAGAUUAAAUCUUAUAUAUCGGAGAAACUUGAACCGUCUGAGGUAAAAUAUUAUACUGAGCAACUUCAGAAAUAUAUAAAUGAUGUUGAAGAGCUUAAUGCACUAAUAGUACAAGAUUUUGUCAAGAUGGAGCAAAGCCAAUUACAGCAACUUUCAAAUCCUACUAUGAGACCCAACACAUUAUCGGCGAUUGAUAUUUUUACUGUGUUUCAAAGAAGAGCAAUGGUCCCAGGUAUGCGAGGUCAACCUUCAGUAAGUAGACCAUCGAUACGAUCUCCCGAGAUACAGGAGAUGUGGAGCAUAGGUGGUAAUGUUCCAAAAUCUCAAAAUAAAAAAAGGGAUGGCUCAAAUAGUGAUUUUGGAGGAGUGAUUG
This is a messenger RNA of Racocetra fulgida, 750 nucleotides long. The record is from the annotation of a GenBank genome assembly. Lineage: Eukaryota; Fungi; Glomeromycota; Glomeromycetes; Diversisporales; Gigasporaceae.